UCCCAGUAACAAUAAUAGUUUGGAACUAUUUCUUCAGAAAGUUCAUGCACUGUACCUGUACAAUGGCAAGAAAUCCAAUCUAUUUUUGUGUCCUUUUCCUGUUAUUUCUGGAAUGUAUUGCUGCAACAAAUUUACAAACUGAUCACAGCACCACUAAUACAAUGGAAUAUGAGAACAUGACCAAAGAAUCCAUCGAAAUGAAUUGUACUGCGAAGCCUUCACUAGCUCAUCCAUCAAUGUCUUCACAAACCCCAGGGUAUAUGUUAAAAAAGCAGAAAAAAAAAGAAAAACAAAGGCUCUUUCCAUUAGUAGUCUGUUCAGAGAACAGCAAGUGCAAAUCAGGAAGGAAUGAUCAGACAGAAUACAAAGCAAAAGUAAAUAGGAUUUUCCUAAUGUCAGCUCCAGAAUUAACAUCAAAGAGAGAAAACUGGACAACAGUGAAUACAACGUUCCCAACAACAGAAACAACACAGAGACAAAACUGGACAACAGUGAAUACAACGUUCCCAACAGCAGCAGAAACAACACAGAGACAAAACUGGACAACAGUGAAUACAACAUUCCCAACAGCAGCAGAAACAACAGAGACAGAAAACUGGAUAACAGUGGAUACAACAUUCCCAACAACAGCAGAAGCUACAGAGACAGAAAACUGGACAACAGUGGAUACAACAUUCCCAACAACAGCAGAAACUACAGAGACAGAAAACUGGACAACAGUGGAUACAACAUUCCCAACAACAACAGAAAUGACUACAAAGAGGGAAAACUGGACAACAGAGAAGACCCCAUUCCCCACAUUAGGUCCAGAAACAACGACACAUGGGGAAAAUCAUGCAUCACCAUCUGAAACAGUACCAGCACAAACUACAACAAUGUCAAUUCCAGGAUCAACAACUCCAGCAACAGUAAUCGCCUUGACUCCAGAGGCAAACUCACCUCAACAAACAGCCCCAUAA
This is a messenger RNA of Stegostoma tigrinum, 959 nucleotides long. Its product is annotated as integumentary mucin A.1-like. NCBI's taxonomy places the organism in Eukaryota, Metazoa, Chordata, Chondrichthyes, Orectolobiformes, Stegostomatidae. The record is from RefSeq and is a predicted model, not a curated record. The transcript is spliced from 4 exons. Bases 45 to 959 code for a protein of 304 amino acids.